GUAGCUGGUUUACUGUCAGCUGUCAUAGUGAUGAUCGUCACAUUGGCUAUUGGAUUCCUACUGGAGCCCCUACCAAAGUCCGUGCUGGGCGCCGUGAUCAUCAUCAAUCUGAAGGGCAGUCUGAUGCAGUUCAGAGAGAUCCCAUAUCUGUGGAGGAGGGACAAAGCCGACUGUGUGGUGUGGCUGGCUAGCUGCAUCGGUGCCCUCUUGCUGGGGCUGGAUCUGGGACUGGCUGCCGGCCUCGGUGUGGAGCUGAUCAGUGUCAUCCUCAGGACUCAGUUGUGA
Molecule: messenger RNA, 285 nt
Organism: Neolamprologus brichardi
Lineage: Eukaryota; Metazoa; Chordata; Actinopteri; Cichliformes; Cichlidae
Source: RefSeq, a predicted model, not a curated record